Perognathus longimembris pacificus (Pacific pocket mouse) is the source of this 1916-nucleotide messenger RNA. Its product is annotated as delta(3,5)-Delta(2,4)-dienoyl-CoA isomerase, mitochondrial-like. Lineage: Eukaryota; Metazoa; Chordata; Mammalia; Rodentia; Heteromyidae. Gene Ontology annotation, molecular function: delta(3,5)-delta(2,4)-dienoyl-CoA isomerase activity. Gene Ontology annotation, cellular component: mitochondrion. The transcript is spliced from 10 exons. Bases 53 to 1024 code for a protein of 323 amino acids. The record is from RefSeq and is a predicted model, not a curated record.
CCUGGCUUCCGCCCGGCUGGCUAGUUUGCUGACAGUCCUGGAGGCAGCAGCGAUGGCAGCUUCUCGCGCAGUCCGCCACCUGUUGCUGAGGCGACUGGCAGCGCCCACCCAGCUGGGCUUCCACGUCGGCCCUCGCCCCCUGAGUUCCUCCGUGCAGGAGGCCUCCAAGGCAGCCCCCUCAGAAGCCCCAGACCACAGCUAUGAAUCCCUGCAGGUGACAUCUGCUGGGGCGCACGUCCUCCACGUGCAGCUGAACAGGCCUGACAAGAGGAACGCCAUGAACAAGGCCUUCUGGAGGGAGAUGGUGGAAUGCUUCAACAAGAUAGCCAGGGACUCCAACUGCAGGGCUGUGGUGCUCUCAGGUGCAGGAAAAAUGUUCACUUCAGGAAUCGACCUCAUGGACAUGGCUUCCGACCUGCUGCAGCCCGAGGGAGACGACGUGGCCCGCAUCAGCUGGUACCUGCGCGACCUCAUCACCAGGUACCAGCAGACCUUCAGCGUCAUUGAAAAGUGCCCCAAGCCUGUGAUCGCCGCCGUCCAUGGGGGGUGCAUUGGAGGAGGUGUGGACCUUGUCACUGCCUGUGACAUCCGCUACUGCACCCAGGAUGCUUUCUUCCAGGUCAAGGAGGUGGACAUAGGCCUGGCCGCUGACGUCGGGACGCUGCAGCGACUGCCUAAGGUCAUCGGGAACCAGAGCCUGGUCAACGAGCUGGCCUUCACUGCCCGCAAGAUGAUGGCGGACGAGGCGCUGAGCAGUGGACUGGUCAGCCGUGUGUUCGCCGACAAGGAGGCCUUGCUCGAUGCCGCCUUCGCGCUGGCUGCCGAGGUGUCCAGCAAGAGCCCUGUGGCCGUGCAGAGCACCAAGGUCAACCUGCUGUACUCGCGGGACCACCCGGUGGACUUGGCGCUGGACUACGUGGCCUCCUGGAACAUGAGCAUGCUGCAGACCCAGGACAUCGUGAAGUCGGUGCAGGCGGCCAUGGAGAAGAAAGACCUGAAGAGCAUCACCUUCUCCCACCUCUGAGCUCCAGGCCCGGCCGCCCCCAGUGCCUGCCUCCUCCUGUGUACUAGGAGGAUUCAAGUCGGGCCUCUAGUGCCCUCUCAGCGCUCUCAAGUCUUAUCACUUUAUGGCGUUGGUGUCCUCCCAUUCAGGCUUUUCUCUUUCCUGAAAUCAAUUUUUUUUUAAAUGUUCUGGAGCGAGCCAAGCCCAUUACUGGAGCAGGGAGAGGACGGCUGGAGGCCCGGGGUCUUCCAGGAAGGCAGUUGUGAAGUUGGGGUAGAGGUUAUUUUGCUGUUCUGAAACAAGUUGUUAUUGUGUAGCCUAGGCUGCCCAGCGUCAUUUGAUCCUCAUGUCUUAGCCUCUCUAGUGAUGGGAUUACGUGGGUGAGUCACCCUAGUGGUCAACGAAGAUAUCUGAAGGGUCAGUGAUGACCACAUAGGGUCAACAGGAAAGGGUUGCAUGAACAUUCUGGAACUUGAGUGGCACAGGGUCCCUUUGGCUACAUUCAGAGUCACCUAUAGAGUUUCAUCAGAGGAAAUGAUCUGUGGGAGGAACUCCAAACCUAUAUUCUUUCUUUUUCUUUUUCUUUUUUUCUUCUUGAGACUUGAUCAGCUUAUGUUGCCCUGGAUGACCUUGAACUUUCUAUUAGCCUGUUCAUGUCUCCCUAAAUAUUAUGUCUCACUAAAAUAAAGAGCUCACAUAUAUAGAUGUCAUCUUUAUUUUUACUUUUUGUUGUGCUGAAGAUCAAAUAUAGGACCUCAAACAUAGUACCAGAAACAAUUUAAUACAAUUUCUGGUGUUUAUACUGAGAUGUGAACUAAGGGCCCGGAUGAUAUGAACUAACAAUCCAGCCUAGGUUUUUUGCUCAUUUGUUGCAGGUGGAGUCUAUUGAACUAUUAAACUUUUCUCAAACCUC